Molecule: messenger RNA, 921 nt
Organism: Pyrenophora tritici-repentis Pt-1C-BFP
Lineage: Eukaryota; Fungi; Ascomycota; Dothideomycetes; Pleosporales; Pleosporaceae
Source: RefSeq, a predicted model, not a curated record
AUGUCGACAGCCACAGCGCCGUCGUCGCACCUGAACGGUGGCAGCGCGUCAUCUGCAGAGGUGCUUCGCGAGGCCGAGUUCCUCCAGAAGAUUCUGCAGAUACGUAAUCAAGUGCUUGCUAGCAAACAUCCGCGUAUUCAUCUCCCAGCCAAAGUAAUUGAACAGGUUGCACCACGUCCUUCGCAAACUGCCUUGAGCAGACCCACGACCAACGGCACACCCAACGGAUCCGCGUCGCACUUGUUUCCACCACGUCCAAUACACUCAGCCCGGCUUCCCACUUCCCCCACUCCCCUUUCACAGCGACCCUAUUCGGCAAAGUCUUCGGCAAAGUCGUCUUCGUCGGGCAUCGACCCAGUCUUGCUCGAAAAGUCAGAACACCUGGUCAAGGCCGAGCUGCAGCUCAAGCGCCAACAGAUAGAACGCGCGUUAAAGGACCAGUUUGACAAAAAGGGUCGCGGCUACGAUGUUGAGGAGCGCGAAGCUCUCAUCGAUGUGGAGCAGUGUUUGAUCAAGGCCCACCAACUGGUUCCGCCUGUAUCUGGCUUACCAUCUACAACUAACAACAGCGAUGGCGCAGAAUCAUUUGACGAGAACUCGUAUUACUCUAGCAAGGCAGACACACCUGCACUGAUGUCGCAAGCGAAGCAGACUGCCCAGCAAGUAAAUGUGCAUGCGACGGAGCCUACAGUAAUCAAUCUCGACGAAGAAGAGGCUUAUGAGCCAGCCGAUGACAUAGACGUUUAUGAGCCACCAGAGCCUGCACCACUGCCCGAGCAAGACGACGAGGAAGAGGCGUACUCCCCACCUCCAGCCGAUGUCGUCCCCGCUGAGCCAUCAAGAGGGCGGGCCCGCAAUCGCCAUGGCGGUAUGAACGGCCCAGUAAGCGUCGUGCACUACAGCCUCAGCCUGACCAAGUAG